Messenger RNA from Sitophilus oryzae (rice weevil), 1609 nucleotides. Its product is annotated as galectin-4-like. The transcript is spliced from 8 exons. Gene Ontology annotation, molecular function: galactoside binding; carbohydrate binding. The coding region runs from base 130 to 1311 and encodes 393 amino acids. The record is from RefSeq and is a predicted model, not a curated record. NCBI's taxonomy places the organism in Eukaryota, Metazoa, Arthropoda, Insecta, Coleoptera, Curculionidae.
CAAAAUACAUAACUCUAAUUAAAGAAGUUCCUUACUCCAGUGUGACGAUCAUCAACAGCGAUGGAUUUUGCUUCGUUGUGUUGAUAUUUUUCCUGGUGUAUUCAUUUGUGAAAAGAAGAGAGAAAAAACAUGGCCGUCGACACAAUAGAGGGAUAUGUGCCUUGCAAUUUAUUUAUUAUUAAAUUAAUUUUUCGAUGCGACAAAAUGGAAUUAGCGACAGAUGCUCUAGAUUAUGAUUUUGUUCUCGUUGACCAACAGAUCGAUCACAAAAAUGAUGGACCGGCAUAUUCUGAAGAGAUAGUACAGUCUCUCACACCUGGGUGCUGCAUCAUUAUAAAAGGAAAAAUCAGGAGUGAGUGUAAAAGAUUUGCGAUUAAUUUCUUAUCAGUUCGAGGGGCGAAGACAGAUGUUGUAUUUCAUUUCAAUCCUAGACUGGCUCUAAGAUAUAUAGUUAGAAAUGCCCGAAUUAAUAAUUCAUGGGGCGAUGAGGAGACGACAUCCGUAGAAAAAUUUCACAUUCAAAGGAACGAGACGUUCGAAUUGCAGUUCGUGACUGCGGAGCGGGAAUUUUUGGUUGCUCUGGACGGACGACACGUGUGCGCCUUCGUCUACAGGAUUCCCCUGGAAAGGAUAAAUAAGAUUGAAGUAGUCGGCAUUAUAGUGGAGGCUGUUGAUGUUAUAAGGAACUUGAAAUCUUACCCCUCAGUGGAUGGUGCCAUCGAUGUGGAGGGAGUGGAACAUAAACAAGUCUCCAACUACCCCCCUGGACCAACUUCCUUUACUGUACCCUUGGGGGGCGGAGACGCUGCGCAACGCAUCGGCGAUCAAGAACUGAUUGUACCCGUUACUGCAACACUGCCUAAAGGUUUCCAGGUGGGGUGGCAACUGGAAAUCUCCGGCCGAAUCAAGAUUCUUCCAGCUGCGUUUUACGUAAAUCUGCAAGUGGGGGAUAAACUAUGGCCCCAUCCUGUUAUACCUUUACACCUCAAUCCUCGAUUUUAUACCUCUUAUGGAAACCAUCUUUUCGUACGAAACUCUUGGGAGAAUGGCUCUUGGGGAGCCGAGGAACGCACUGCCGGGUUCCAGUUUACUCCAGGCCGGAAGUUCCAUCUGGCCAUUCGCAAACAUCCCGACCACUUCGCCGUGUGGGUAGACGGUACUUUGACAGGAGAAUUCCUAUUUCGAACCGAAGUAGACGACAUCGACACUGUUUACAUUCAUGGCGACAUUCACGUCUUCAAUAUCUACAUGAGAGAUCACGUGGAAGACAAGUACUUCACCAAAAGCAAGGAAAGAAUUGACAGUUUAUAGAUAUUGUUCGAUAUUUUUGCUUUAUACUGUUUUCGCUAGAUAUGUAAGUUUAACUUAAGACUGUCCAGAGAGAGAAGGGAUACUUUUGAUGGAGGAAUGAUGAGAUAAUUGAUUGGCAGAGAUGACAAAAAAUGACAGAAAAUGCAAUUUACUUUUGAUAUAAAAUAUUUGUGGACAAUAACUGUCGAAUAUAUUCUCUCGUUGAACAGAUCAUGGCUAUAAUAUAUAUGUAAUAAUUUAUUAUUUUAGAGUGUUUAUAUAUGUCAAUUAUAAAUGUUAUUUUAAUAUAAAAACGUUA